AUGUAUCUCGUCAAAUCAUCUCGGACCGUCUUCAGUAGACGAUCUUACACUCGAAUCCUGUCUCCCCUUCGAUCUUUAUCAAACUCCACUCGGGCAUCUAGCGACCCAUAUCCCCUCCCUUUAUCAUCCCCAGAGCUCAACGCUUUAGCUUCCCGAUCUCCCAACUUGACGCAAGAUGACAAUCUUCCAUGGCCUGAACCGUUAAAGAGACAAGGAGAAGACGAAAAGACUCUUAGGGCGAGACUGGUGUAUCAAACCCGCAAACGGGGAAUGCUAGAAGGUGAUCUCUUGCUGAGCACUUUUGCGAGGGAUCAAUUGGGUUUUAUGACUUUGGAUGAGCUUAGGGAAUUUGAUCAGGCGAAUGAACCAGAUUGGGAUAUCUAUUAUUGGUCCAUAGGAAAGAAACAGCCCCCAGAACGAUGGGCGACUACGAGUUUAUUGGAAAAAUUGCGGAAACAUGCGAAAAACGAGGGAAAGGUGGUGAGAGUCAUGCCUGAUCUGUAG
Molecule: messenger RNA, 504 nt
Organism: Tremella mesenterica DSM 1558
Lineage: Eukaryota; Fungi; Basidiomycota; Tremellomycetes; Tremellales; Tremellaceae
Exons: 3
Coding region: 1-504 (167 amino acids)
Biological process (GO): mitochondrial respiratory chain complex II assembly; protein-FAD linkage; mitochondrial electron transport, succinate to ubiquinone
Cellular component (GO): mitochondrion
Source: RefSeq, a predicted model, not a curated record